AUGCCGAUCGAGGCUCUCCCUCAGGCCACUAUCCGAGCAAUUGGCUCCACCUCAGUCAUCUCAGAUGCCUGCUCAGUGGUCAAGGAGCUUCUAGACAAUGCUCUAGAUGCAUCUGCCACAUCGGUAUCUGUCGAGAUCUCCCUGAAUACUGUGGAUGUGAUUCAGGUCAAGGACAAUGGAUAUGGAAUUUCCGUCGAGGAUCAUCCUUUCGUCUGCAAGCAUGCGUUUACCAGCAAGAUUUCAAGUAUCGAUGAUCUAAAGAAUGUCGGUGGAACUUCUCUGGGGUUUCGUGGUGAAGCGCUCGCCAGUGUUGCGGAGAUGUCAGGCGGCGUCACCGUCACCACUCGCGUCGCCUCGGAUAUCGUCGCGUCAACGCUUGAGUAUGGACGAGAUGGAGAGCUUUCCCGGUAUGUCUCUAUGCCCGACUCGUUGAACUUGCGCCAUUCUUACCGAUUGAGUUAG
Penicillium daleae is the source of this 462-nucleotide messenger RNA. RefSeq lists its product as uncharacterized. Lineage: Eukaryota; Fungi; Ascomycota; Eurotiomycetes; Eurotiales; Aspergillaceae. Bases 1 to 462 code for a protein of 153 amino acids. The transcript has a single exon. Gene Ontology annotation, biological process: mismatch repair. Gene Ontology annotation, molecular function: ATP hydrolysis activity; ATP-dependent DNA damage sensor activity. Gene Ontology annotation, cellular component: MutLalpha complex. The record is from RefSeq and is a predicted model, not a curated record.